Messenger RNA from Cydia fagiglandana, 5578 nucleotides. RefSeq names its product FAS-associated factor 1 (gene casp). Gene Ontology annotation, molecular function: ubiquitin binding. Lineage: Eukaryota; Metazoa; Arthropoda; Insecta; Lepidoptera; Tortricidae. The record is from RefSeq and is a predicted model, not a curated record. Bases 71 to 1996 code for a protein of 641 amino acids. Gene Ontology annotation, cellular component: nucleus; endoplasmic reticulum. The transcript has 16 exons.
UUUUCAAGUUUGAGUGAUUUGUCUGCAAUCGUAAAUGUCAUAGCAUUUUUGAGCUCAAUAUUAUACCAGAAUGGCAGAAAAUAGAGAAGAAAUUUUAGCAAACUUCCAGGGAAUCACAGCAAUAGAAGAUGUUGCAGAGGCGAUAUAUCACUUGGACGAGGCAAAUUGGGACUUACUUUCAGCCAUCAACAGAGUGAUGCCGCAGGACGGCAGCCGGCCAGCGCGAGGCGACAACAACGACGUGGACGUCGAGAUGAUCGACGACGACAUAUCUGUGAUAACCCCAAAAACACGCCCACCCGAUCGAGAAGACAGUAGCCAAGCUUCGACCUCAUCGCCUAGAAAUAGUUACACUAGUUUGGUAGAGCUGCAAGUACACUAUAACAAUAAGAUGCACGAUAUCAAAAUGUCCGGAGCAGCCACUGUCAAUGACUUAAAGAAGCGGUUAGAAUCGGUCUGUGGAGUCCCAGUGUGCCGGCAACAGAUAUCUGGGCUGGGCGGGUCUCGGGCAACCUCAAGUGCUGCGUUGGGAGGGCUCGGUCUGCAACCCAACACUGUGUUGCGGCUCAAACAGGCAGAUGAACUCAUGCCGGAUGACGAAGUGGCGGAACGUCUGACCAACACGUACGUGUUGCACGUGACGCACGAAGACGUCGGCAAAGACUACACGCUCAAGUAUCCCGGCACGAAGACCGUGCGAGAAGUGAAGAACGACAUAUUCUCACUCACUGACAUACCCGUCAGACACCAGGUGUGGACGGGAUGGCCGGUGGUGACGGGGCUGGAUGACACGGUCCUAGCCAUGGUGGGGCUCGACAUGCCGCAGCACGAACUUGCCGUGAAGCGCGGACCCACUAAGGAAUAUAAGCGGAUAGUUGUGGAGAGUUCGGACAGUGAAAACAGUUCGGUGGAAGAGAUAGAAGACAGCGGUGAUGGAUUCACAUGCGAAGACGACAUGUUUGUCGAACUAGUUAACUCGGAGAGACUUCGUCCACUGAUGUCAGAGCACGUGGAAGACGAGGCGCUGGGCUGCAUCGAGUUCGCGGAGCGCUUCCGCGCGCGCUACGGGCCCAACACGCCGCACUUCUUCGAGGGCACGCUGCAGGACGCCAUCAAGGAGUCCUGUCUCCAGCCCGCGCGCGAGCGAAAACUCCUAGGCGUAUAUCUGCACCACGAACAAUCCGUGCUGGCCAACGUGUUCUGCGCACAGCUGCUCGGCUGCGAGACCGUUCUACACACGCUCAACCACAACUUCGUGCUCUAUGGGUGGGACCUCACGGACCCCGAUAACAACAACAUGUUACUGAACUCCGUGGCCAACGCGCUAGGUCCCGUGGCCAGCAUGACGAUCCGCAGCAUCCCCGUGGAGAGACUACCCGCGCUGGUCAUCAUCAUGCGAGUACGCUCCAACACGGAGAUAUACUCCGUCAUCAACGGCAACGUAGGCGUCUCAGAGUUAGUAGGGGGCCUAGUAGAAGCGUUGGAACGAUUCGCAGCUCAACGAGACGAGGACGCAAGAUUAGAAAGAGAACGCGACGCCCGCCAGCGAGUCAAGUUAGAGCAGGACGAGGCAUAUCAAGCCAGUCUCGAGGCCGACAGAGCCAAAGAACAAAUGAAGAAGCAGCAGGAACUAGAAAGAAAUCAAGAAUUAGAAAGAGCAGAGUCCGAAAGACAAAUGGAAGAAGCGAAAAAGGAGGCGGACCGCGCUCAAGCGCUGUCGCGCGUGCCGGCCGAGCCGGCCGAGGGCGCGGCCGACGUCACGCGGAUCAGGAUCCGCCUCCCCCCUCCACACGACACGUGUCUCGAGCGUCGCUUCCACGGUCACGACACGCUCACGGCAUUAUUUGACUUCCUCGCAUCAAAAGGUUUUCCGAAAGAAAGCUAUAAAGUGAUCUCUAGCUGGCCUAGGAGAGACUUAACAAUGGAAUCUCACAGCAGUACACUAAAGGCGAUGAAACUGUUCCCGCAGGAGACGCUUAUGCUCGAGGAACGGUGAAGACACACACACACACACACACAAUUAUACAUAUACAUACAGUACCAGCAGCAGCACAAAUCCGCGCAACUUUGUACUACCAGGGGGCACUGAAGCAUGGAGCGGAAAACCACUUUAAUACUGACUUUCAUAUAAAACUUGUAUAACUAAUGACCAAUUGGACAGGUGGAAUACCAUCGUUAGUAAAUUACCAUAAUAUAGAGAUCGCGUUGAAUCUAAAAUGUACACGAUUUUGAAUCUUAUUGUACGUUCAUAAGUUCCAUAAUGUAUAUGUCGGCGCCCGAUCGUAAGAUCAGGCAGAUCGUAAUGUUCCUGUGUAAUAUUUUGACGAUAGUCACAUCAAACCAAUAUAUAGGUAGGAUAGGUUCGUUAGGUUGCUUCAUAUGCCCGAAGGGCAAACUGCCCAGAAAUAGGACGACCCAGAAUCCGUCGACUCAGAGAACGGGUCAAAGAUUUUCACGUUUCACGAUAUGCCUGAUCUUACGAUCGGCCGCCGACAUAUACAUACAUAUUAGACAUGAGUCCUGACUAUGGCUGGUUAGACAGAUAGUUUAAACAGCUUGCAAUCUGAGACCCCUUAUGAUGCUUAUAUUCUUGACCACUAAACAAACUAUUUUCAUCUUGGCCAUAAAAACGCUCGAAAAGAAAAUAGUGUGGGUUAAAUUUUUUUAAUAUCGGGCAUUUACCGAAAAAUACAUUUUACAUAUUGACACAACAAUCUAAAAUAGUUAAGUACUUUAUAAAUCGGUAUUUUAUAUGAUUGACGCUUAAGACCAGAUAUAUUUAUUUUCAAGUUGUUUUCGCAAGUUGACACGAAUUAUAAAUGUCCAUAUGUGAGAGAAAAAGAUUAUUAUUGAUUUGAUACCAAGGUGAGAUCAGUCGCGGUCAGAAAAUUCUUUGUAAAGUUGUUUUUAAGGCCGUGAUGUCCCUAAAUUAGUGCGUUGUCAAAAACAACAAUAGGUACAUAUAAUUGGGCAAUAUCAGAUACCCGAUUAACCCAACCGUGUUUGUCCAAAUAUUUAUUUUGUAUCUCUUAACCUUUUCGACGCCGUGUCAAACACAAAAGCUGUCACGUGGACGCCACGUCACCGAAGUGUCAAAACUGAAAUUGAACUUUAUGCAUAUGCACGUAGGUCAUGUUGCUUUGUGGUCUGUGACCGAUUAAUCAGUCUUUGGCGUCCAAAAGGUUAACCUUAUAACUUUCAUAGAAUUUUUCAAUGAGCGUGCUCGUGUCGCCGACAGUACGAAGUUACACGAAGUUUUGUUUUAGCAAUUAAACAGCGGUCGGCAACCUUUUAGCAGCCAAGGGCCACAUAGUAGUUAACGAAUUUGACGCGGGCCGCACUUUGGUAAUACUUGUGACUUUAGCAGACAUUGUCGUUUGUCAAUAUUACAUACAAAAUAGAAAGGAGGGCUCGCGGGCCGUUAGUGAGAGGGUCGCGGGCCGCCUGUAAUGUUAUGGGUACCUGAAAUUGCUCAACAGUGGCUCUAUGGAGACUUACGCUUUUUUGUAUAUGAUUGUUAUAUGAGUGAAGUAAUUAUAAUUGAUUUGUAAAUAAAUAGGAGUUGUCAGUACAGAAACGUGGGUUUUUGUUUUAUCUGUUUAAUUUGUGUCCGACCCUCGAUUACCCAGAAUAGGGUCAUUAUGCUAGUUUCCGUCCAGCUGUAGUUUUCGCGCACUUGACGAAAUUUGAAUGUUAUUAUAAAUCUACCUUGAAGCACAAAUUUGGACUUAUUGCAAACUAAAUAAUAGAUCUAUCUACAUAAAAAUCACAUUUCGUAAGUAGUAAAAAUGAAAUAUAAGUAUUAUUCGCUACGCCGUCAAGUGGACGAAAACUAGAGCCUGGACGGAAACUAACGCAAUGACUCUAUAAGAUUGGAGUUACUCUAAAGUGACCUUUUAAAUAUACUUUAAGGUUUUAUGGAUUGUAUUUAUAUUCAAAAUUAUCCACAAGGGUCGAACGCAAUUAAACUAUCAAAUAUUUAGUUUUUGGUAAGUAUAAAUUUCAAUAUUUUCCUACAGGGCAUUAUAAAUAUCAAAGUUAUUUGUUAAAAUCAUUAUUAUAGUUUCCGUACGCUUACGAAGUACUAUAAUAGUUUAAGUUUUGGUCAAAGAAAACAGACUUCAAAUCUAGAUGGGACAAUAAGCCCUUAAGGCAACCACACACUAGCGUCUUUCGAGCGUCGGUGUCGCUGCGCAGAUGCGCCAAAGUUGCGUCAAGCAGCCAUAGUUGACUAAACGCCGACGCUCGGGAGACUCUAGUGUGGCUCUAAGGUCCCAAAUUAUGCUUUUAGUUAAAUUUAUUGUUUAAAUAUAGGUAGAAUAAUGACCAGCACAUGUCAGCAACUUUUUAAAAGUUGUAACUAGCUGAUGUAUCGUGGUUGAACAACAUUGCGGCUAAACCUAAGAGCCAGAGAUGUGACGGAAUAGUUAUUUACAUUGACGUAUAAUCUCAGGACUGGCCUUACGGGCAAUAAUAAUGGGGCAUGAAUGGGGCCAGCACACCGGUGUGACAUUAGCAUCACGCGCGCGAUUGGUCGCAACUAGUUGACUGUUGGACUGCAUGGUUGGCUUGAAUUUGUGAGUGACACCGCUGAACUAGUACCAUUUUAGUGCCCGUAAGGCCCGUCCUGAGAUAUAAGUCAAUGGUUAUUUACGUUACAAGUGCGAAAAAUAGGAAAUUCGCAACGAGUGGCGAAUUUUAAAACAAGACCGAAGGAAGUGUCUUUGUAAAGUUGACGUAAGGUUUAACGUCAAUAGACUUGCGGUAAAUGUUCCGUGAAAUUGUGGCUUUCAAUCAUAAAAUGCGCGAGUUAAAGACGAACUUUUACGUCGUUUUAAGUACUAGUUGGGCCCAGCAUUUGGAACCAUACUAAAAGCCCCCUCAAAACUCGCGUUCGCGGCUUCGCACACGAGUGUGGAGCAGGCUUAAUACUUGAACUGUAAACUCAUAAAUCAUAAACAGGAAAAAAUGCUUAAGACCCUAGGUUGUACAGAGUUUUCAAAACAUUUAAUAAUAAUACGUAUGAAAAUGUAUUGCAUUUUUAUAUCAUUGCCAGAUUAUAUCCACUCCUGUGAAAAUAAAACAAGUACCUACCAUCAGAAAAUGUGUAGAAGCAAAUUUCCGAAUAUAGUUUUCUUAAACUAUAUUAUCCUCCUUUUAAAAAUAUAAGCUUGCUAACUACGCCAUCUGAUAAUAGUCUAAACACAUUCGGUUUUUGUACCAUUUCAUUUCCUAGGACGUAAUUUUUACUUCUGCGUUGUCAUUGAUUGACCAAAAUAAUUAGAAUGUCUAUGGUUUUGUAAAUACACCAAUGGGAAUCGAGGACAACAAAACACGCGCGAAAAAAUGCGCCUUUGGAAAUGUCAUCCAAUAUUCGCGCAUACCUUUUCUACAAAUCGGAAAACGCCUGUAAGCAGUGCUUAACUGUUUUAUAUUUAUAUAAAUUAGCUUAACAUAAUUUAUGAUAACGGGUAGCAAGAUUUUGGAUACCUAUUUAUAAUUUUUCACGACGCGAGUGGAAACUGUAAUGUGAGGUUAUGAAGUUAUGUACCCAAAUAAAUAAUGCGAUGGAAGACGA